GCUGUAAUUGUCGUUACUUUAUUAAACAAAUUUUAUUUUAAUUUGGUAUUAUCAAAUUAAUUAUUAUUUAAAUAAGUAGUAAUAUAAAUUCUUUUUUGGUAUUAGUUCGGCUAACAAUGGAGUUUACCGUUUCCGUCCAUCUUUUCAGGAAAACACCUUUUUGUUUGAUUUGAUAAAACCAUAGAAAACUGAAAAUAUUGAAUAUAAUUCAAUACAAUAACAUUUAUUGAACUAACACAAUUUUUUUUUAGUCUUAACUAUUUGCAAGUCCCAAAUUUGCAUACUUAAAUCAAUGUAUGGUUAUUUUAGUAAUAUUGUGAAGUUAAAUAAUUGAUCAUGAACAAAGACCCUGUUCCGAAAAUGUCAACAUCGAAGACCGUUAAAAUACACAAAUCAGAAGGUAGUGAUUCUGUAUUAAAAUCAAUAUUAUUUAACCAAGUUUGUGAUUGAAUGAACUAUGAUUUUAAUUUAGUAUACCUUACAUAAUUUACAUCUAUGAUUAUCUAUUACCAUAAGUAAUACUUACCAAAGUAUUUUGUCUAGAAUUGUAUUAUAUUCAAUUUAAGUGAAAGACUUUAUUGUGAUCUAUCUCUAUUCGUUUUAAUUUUUCCUUGUCUUAAUUUGAUUUAAAUUUCUUUGAUACAUUUUAAUAAUAAUAUAAAUACUCAAGUCUAAAUUACUUAUAGUUUAACCUUCUACAUAUUAAUUAGGUAUUAUCAUUGAUAAAGGAAAUAUAUUGCUAAUUUAUAACUACAUUAUAAUUCAAAUCUUUUUAUUAGAUUCUAAAACAAUUACGGAUGUUGAAAUUAUUAGAUGUCUGUUGUAUUGUUUUCAAGGAGUUAAUAGUCAAUGGAUAGUGUUUAAUGAAAUUCAAAAACAGUUUGUAGUCACGGCAAAAGUAAAUUUUGAUUUUACUCAUGCAAAUAUUUUUUUUUUCUUUUAAACUAACUUUUUUUUUAAUUUGCAGUUAGACUUUUACCAAACACAAAAAGUGAAUCGUUUAAUGGAACUUGGAUAUUUGCAUAAUAUAAUUCAAGAAUUUAUUGAAAGUAAUGAUAAUAACAAAAAUGGAUCAAUUUCUUCAGGGAUCUCUUAUUGCUUUCGUGAAGAGAUUUGUGUAUAUUAUGACAGUAUAAAUAAACUACAAAAAGAAGUUAAUAAUUAUACAUCACUCUACUAAGAAUCAAAUACUUUGAUAUUUAACAUGCUAUUCAUUUUAAAUAUUUUUACUUAUAUUAUUAAUUUAGGUCAAUGAAGCAUAUGAGAACAAUAAACAAUAUUCACUUGGAAACUUAUUGUGUUGGUCAGUUCUUUGGCUUGGUCAAUUACAGGAUUUAAGCUAUGCAGUAAAAAUGUUUGAUGGUACUAGGCGUGGAGGGGAAUUAGUUUCUAUAAUUGUGCCAUUCGCAUACUGUGCUAAUCCUUAUUUACAACAAAUGGCCAGAAAUAUUAUAAAAGUUGUAAGUGAUAAUAAUCAAAUGUAAUUCAUGGUAAUCAUUAUAUUUAAUAUUUCGUUUUCUUGAAUAUGUGUAGUCUACUAGACCUAUUAUGACAAUGAUUUGUAACUGGAUGAUUGAUGGGGAAUUAGUUGAUAAUUACGAUGAAUUUUUUAUAUAUCAAUGUCCAGAUAUUAAUAAUCUUGAUAUGUGGAACAAUAGAUAUACAAUUAGGUAUAAAUCAUCUUGUUGUUUAUUACCAAAUAUAUUUUUGCUGUUAAAUUAUUUAAGCUUCAUACUUUUAGAGAAUCAAUGAUUCCUACAUUUUUUACCAAAGAAGACGUUAAUAGAAUUUUCCGUACUGGAAGGUAUAUAAAUUUUCUACAUACCAUUUGUAAGAGUAAACCUGAUUUAACACAAUCUAGAAAAGUUUUAAAGGAUUUCAGAAAUUCUGGAAGUAUGUAUAUUAUACAUAACAAUAUACUUAAAUAUUGUAGAGUACCAUAAUUUAUAAAGUUUUUAUCUUUUAAUUUUAUUGAAUUUAGAUAAAGAUUUAUUCCCAAUGUUGGAGAAAGGUAGCAUUAUUUCCGAUUUGAUUAAUGAGGCCUGUACAGAGUCAUCAACUGUAGUAUUAGAUAUUUUAAAGGAUAAGUUUAAAUUAUUUUUACAUUUUGAAGGUCUUAGACGAUAUAUGCUACUAGGACAAGGGGACUUUGUAACAAGUUUGUUAGAAAUACUUCAGUAAGUAAAAAUUCAUUAAUAAUUAAGUAUAUGCAUUUUAAAUACAUAAUUUUGUGUAUUAAUGUACUAAAGGCCUCAUUUGGAUAAGCCAUCAGGUACACUUGGACCACACAUAUUUCGACAAUUUUUAGAUACUGCUGUAAGGUCAAGUAAUGCUCAAUUUGAUGAACAAAUUAUUUUAGAAACACUCAAUGUAAAACUGUUACUUACAUCAGGAGAAGAUUGUGGUUGGGACAUUUUCCAACUGGAUUAUUCAACUGGUGGUCCUUUGGAAACAGUAUGUACAAAAUUAGAAAAAGAAUCAAACCAUUCUUAAAUGAAAAUAUUAAGAACCCUGCAUUUCUAGACAUUUUGACCAACAAAGUAUUUUUCUUAUUGUGAAAUCACAUAACUAAUCAACUAAUUAACUUUUAUUAGUUUUUUUUUUUACAGUAUUUGUUUACAAAAAUAAUUAAAUGACUAAUAUAAUAUGUUUGUAAUAUUUUUAACUAAAGGAUUUUUUGUUUUUAGAUUUUUGAGUUUGAUCGAAAUGGAAGAUACUCAAUUAUGUUUGUAUUUUUAUGGCGUUUGAAAAGAAUAGAUUUUGUUUUGUCACAGAUGUGGAGAGAACUAAAUCUUUUAAUAAAAACUUCAUAUUAUAUAGUUCCAGGUAAAAUAAAAUCAUAAAAAUGUAAAUUUUUAAAACAGCUAAUUAUAAAAGAGGCAAUUACUUUUGUAUAUUUAAUUAAAUUCUUGAUAAUUUUUAGAAAUACGGAGUGUCUCAAAAUCUACAAACAAUUUAGUUGCCCAAAUGGUUCACACCAUACGUCAAAUUCAAUUUUAUGUUUUGUUUGAUGUCAUUGAAACUGAGUGGCAACAUUUCAAACAAGCUUUUAAUAAAGCAACACUAUUGGAAACGGUUAUCGAUGCUCAUAAUCAGUUCCUGAAAAAUAUAUUUAAGCGAUCAGUACAAACUGAGGAAACUCAUGUAAGAAACCAUUAUAACUGGCACACUCAGUUUUUGCAUUAUUUAAAGUGUGUUCGUACUAAGAGAUUCCACUAAUUCAGGGGUCCUCAGCCCAUGGGCUUUAUUGUAUUGAUUGUCUUUUUCUUAUCUAGUAUUCUAGAAAGUGGUGUUCUCAUGUACAUAUACAUACAUAUAUUGAUCAUACGUGCAUAAUAUAUAGGUGUUUUUAUUUUUACCUUCAUAUUAGUUUAGUAGGCCUUUAAGUCUUUUUUACGAAAUUGGUAGUCCGCACAACUAAAAAGGUUGGGAACCACUGCACUAAAUAUCUCAGUUGAAUGACUUGGUAUUAAAAUGGAAUUUUUGGAAAAUGAUAGAGAGUACUGAAAUACACAUUUUAAGACAAAUUUCAAAUUUGUUAUCCUUUCAGUACAUACACAUGCAAUACAACUUACUUUUUUCUUGGUUUAAAAUUGAAAUUGUAUGAUGAUAAUUUAAUAUUAUAGAUGUAUUACCUUCCUUAAAAUGGGAAUAACCUUUUUUAAUAUAUCCAUAGAUAAUAAAGAUAAUCAAAUUUUGAUGUUUUUAUUUUAUAUUACUCCCAAGAAUAAAGACUAAAAAUAUUUAUAUUUCAACUAAUUUUUUUUUUCAGUAGAAACUUAAAAAAAACUUAAUUUUAUUAUUUUUGAAAAGCCAUUUUAUAUUUUCUUCUAAAAAUGUUGAAGUAUCAAUUUUAUUUUUCAUUAAAUUUGUGGCUAUUAAUAAUUUUUUAAAGUUUGAAAAAAAAAGUAUACAGUUCAUAAAUGAAUGUGACUAUACUUCCUGUUGCAUAAUUAUAAGUACUUUUCUCUUAACUUUAAAAAAUUAUUAAAAAUUACAAAUUUACUAAAAAUAAUAAGUUUAUUAAAGUUUUAAGGAUUAAGUUUAUUUAUUAAAUAACAUUUUCAGAAUAAUAAACUAUACAAUUAUUAAAAAAUAAUAAGUCAACUUUUUUAGUUUUUUACUAAAACGUUCAUAUUCAAUUUUAAAUAUUUGUAAACCUUAUCCCUGCCAAUAAUUUAUAAAAAAAAAAAAAAAAAACAGAUUUGAUUUUAAUUAUCUUUAUUAUCUCAGGAAAUAUUACAAUGGGUAUAUCUUCAUAGGACACUUUAUGUACAUAAUUGAAAUUUUGGUAUUGGCUAUACAAAUCUACAGUAUUAUAGAAAUUUACCUUUAAGUCUCAUUAGAAUUCUGGUAUUAAAACUCCUGACUCUCCAUUUGAUCCAACCACACUUAAUCAUAUGUUUUACAUCUUUGUGAAGCAACUAUUAUUUUGAAAAAAGGAUCCUAGAUAUAGAUUUUAUAUAAUCACUUUUUCUUCUAUAAGUCAUUAAAAGUCACUUUUUUUAGCAAAGCCACUACAAGUUAUUUUAAAUUUUCUUAAAAUCCUUUAUAAAAUAAUAUAAUAUGAUGUUGAUGAUCUUACAUAUAUUAUUAAUAUAUGGUUACAAAGUCUGCAAUCAUAAUUAUUAUUUAAACAAAAUAAUAAAUUAAACAUUUAUAUGAACAUUAACAUUAAUAUUUUUGAAAAAUAUAAUCUUUUAAAUAAACAGAAAAAUUGGGAUUUUUUCAUUCUGUAGAAAACCAUAUUAUAAUAUGCUGUCUUCUUUUAUAUCAAUUUUAAAAUUUUUAUCGCCUUCAAAAAUUAUAUUUCAAACUAUUGGUGACCCUGUAGAUAUUUAAAACUCUUAACCUUGCAUAUGAAAAGAGGGAUAAGGGUAAAGUAGGAUGUAUAAUUUAUACUGGAUGUUUCAGGAUUUGUCAAAAAAAAUGCGCCAAUUAUUUGAAUCGGUGUUGGAACUCAGAGGCAUUCAGGAAAGAUUUCACAGCCAAUCUCAGUAUGAAAUGAAGAGGCGUAAGGAUCUUGAAAUUUACAUUGAAAAACAUGGCACUUGUAAUGAAAUUGAAAACAAUGAUAUCCAUCUUAAAGAAGUUUUCUUGCUAGAAGUUAAUACAUAUGAAAAUAUCAUUAAAGAGAUCUAUUUAUCAUAUAAGGCAAGUAUUUGUUUUAGAUUCUGAAGAAAGCGAAAAAUGUUUUAAUUUUUAUAUGAUGUGUGGCUUUUUUUUUCUGUAAACUACUCCUAUCAGAGUUUUGCUCCUAUCAAAAAUCAACAAGAAAGUAUUUUGUAGACUUUUGGAUCUAAUUGGUACAUUGAAAAAAAAUAUAUAAUUUUUAUAUGCAGUUUUCUUAAUAAUUUGGAAAAAUGUAUAGGAAAAACAAACAAAUUAACAUUUUUGAUUUUAUUGUUUUAAAAUAUUUUUCUUGUUUUAAUUUCAAGAAGAGUAUCUCAUCUGAAGCAUAUUUUAUCUAGUUAAAUAGAUCUAGUCAGGAGUUGGUUUUAAUUUUUCUUGUAGUUUUUUUUUAAUAAUUCAAAAAUAAUUAAAGUUUAUGGCCUUUCCAUUAUUUUUGCUUUGUUUUUUUUCUUGUUAUUCAGUCAAAAAUAAUUGUAGAAACCUAAAACUUUCAUAAGAUAUUUAAAUUUGCAAUAUCUAAACAUUGUAAAAAUAUUUUAUAGGUUUUUAGGUUAUUUAUACCAUUUUACCUUUUAAAUUUAUUUUAGUUUUUGUUAGGUUUUAUGUGGAUUUAUCUCUUUAAGAGAAGAAAUCAGAAUACUCCCAUAGUACCUCUACCUGUUGUAAAUGGUGACAAAUGGAAAUGCACCAAGUGAGGCAACUUGUGUAAAAUUCUACAGUAUGAAAACUUUUAAACAAGAUUUUGGCAAAUUGCCCAUCUUCAAUGUGUACAGGGAAGACAGGUGAAACCAGGAAGAUGUACCAAGGUGCAUGGUGUUUACAGAUGAUAUAGCUUUGAUAGAAGAAAAUCUGGAAUAAGUAACAAUAAGCUUAAGGAAUGGAAAGUAGAAUUUAAAGGCAAAAUACUCAGGAUAAGUAAAAGAUAAAUAUGAGUUUGGAAGAACAGGGUAAGACAGCUAACAGCUAACGAUAAUAAGCAGUUAUAGGUGAGAUUGAGAGUUUUAAGUACCAAGGCUCUUUGCACUAAAGAACAGUUCAUUUUUAUGAGGAUGUAAGACACAGAAUAAAGUGGAAAGCUGGUAGGGUGCUUUCAGGCAUGAAAGCAAGUAACUAAAAUCACUAAAAGUCACUUUUUAUGAUGAAAGCAUUCUGUUUUACUUAGUAUAAUUUAUUAAUAAUUUUGUUUACAAGGUAUAUAUGUGACAAUAUAAUAAACAAUUUUAGAUUCCGAGCAUGACAAGGAAUUUAUUGGUUAUAUAAUGGUGUAUUUUUAUUUUUAAUUUUUAAUGGAUCAAAGAGUGUAUUAGUUUUACAAUAAUAAUGUUUAUUAUUAUAUUUUUUUUCUGUAGACAACUUUUCUGCCAACAAUUUUGCUCCAAUUUACAAUAUCACUUUUUCUAUAAAGAAAUUUGACUGGGGUGGCACUUUAAGGACAUAAUUUUUUGAUUUUCCAAAAAGUUUUUUCAAUAAAUGGAAAAAUGGGUUUAAUAUUAAACAAAUAUUAUGAAAAAAAAUAUAUAAUACCUAUUUAAUUAUUUUACCACAAUAUGAAAUAUAUAUUGUUGACAAAUCAACACUUUUAACUAAAUUCCGCUCAGAAUUAUUUUUCGUUAGUAAUGGUUAAUUGUUGCUUACAGAUAUUCAUUCAAUUUUCCCCUUUAUCUUCUCAACUUCUCACCUACAAAUGGCUGUCAUUUUUUUACUGUGUACACAAAUUUUACCAGAAAUCUUGUUCCAGUGUAGUAACUUUUCAGAAAGCUAAUAUUAUCUAAUUGGUACUUUAGAAAAGUCAUUUUUUAAUUUUUCAAGCGGUUUUUAUAAUAAUUGUGGAAAACCUAGAAAAUGGGAUAAAUGGACAAAUAUUCAUAAUAUAAUGAUUUCAUAGUUUUAAAUUUUUGUAACUUAUGUUUUUUACUAGAAAUCUUUCUUGAAUUAAAUAAUGAUUAAAUAAUAAUAAUGAUGGUUUUUUAUUACAUUUUGGAUCUAGUUAAUCAGAGAGAAAGUUUGUUUUUAAUCUAACAAAGUAACAACCAUAGUAACUAAUUACUUCAUAAUGAUUAAUAUAAACAAUAAUAUUUAGUUCCUAGUAUUCUUAUUAUAAAUUAUAUUCAAGCAUUGUGUUUUUGUUUUAUUCUAGACUGAUUUGGGAAAAUUUUUGAAAAAACUUAUUAAAGUAUCAUCAGAUGAUCAAGAAGCUUUACAUUCAUUGGCAAAUCGUAUAAAUUUCAACCAUUAUUAUAGUAAAAAUGAUCAAGAACUGGAAAAAUGUGCUACUUACAUGUGUAGAUCUCAUAAAUAAAUACGAUUAAAUUGUAUGAACUCUACAUACAUUUUUUUUUUUUACAUUAAUGUAUAAAAAUAAACUUAAGUUUUUAUUUAACAUAAAUGUUUGCUUUGUAUCCUAAAAUGGGGUGAAUAGGAUUGACUUUAGAAAUUUGUUGAAGAUUGUGAGUGCAGUAUUGACAAUAUGGUAUUAUUUAAAUUGUUUUAGAGAGCCCAGGUAUAGAGAAAUGUAUACACAUUCUAAAAAAAUUUCAAAUGUUCUAUUUGCAUGUUCCUACAUUCCCAAUUAGAAUAAUGUUUAUAUAUAUAUAUAUAUAAUUUUUUUAAAGUUUAAUAUUAUAAUACUAAUAUUUUUAAUCUAUCAUAGUUUUUACUAACACUACUCGUAAUAAUA
Molecule: messenger RNA, 7810 nt
Organism: Cinara cedri
Lineage: Eukaryota; Metazoa; Arthropoda; Insecta; Hemiptera; Aphididae
Source: the annotation of a GenBank genome assembly